Messenger RNA from Cynara cardunculus var. scolymus (artichoke), 1120 nucleotides. RefSeq names its product extensin-2-like. Lineage: Eukaryota; Viridiplantae; Streptophyta; Magnoliopsida; Asterales; Asteraceae. The record is from RefSeq and is a predicted model, not a curated record. Bases 26 to 1120 code for a protein of 364 amino acids. The transcript has a single exon.
AAACGUUUACCAGUGGUCGAAAAGAAUGACCACGUUUUGGCGUUGGUUAUUGCUUAUGUUCGUAAUAUGUGUGUUAGUAACUAAUGUCGUGGCUGAUGAUGACGACGACGACCAUGAUGAUGAUGAUGAUGAUCAUUUUUAUGCAUCACCGCCACCACCACCAAGUUAUAUUUACAAGUCACCACCACCGCCAGCCAAAUCACCACCUCCUCCUUACCGUUACAAGUCGCCUCCACCACCAGUGAAAUCACCUCCACCAUCGUAUUACUAUGAAUCACCUCCACCCCCCUCUCCGUCACCACCACCUCCAUACAUUUACAAAUCCCCACCACCACCUUCACCGUCACCACCUCCUCCUUACAUUUACAAGUCACCUCCACCACCAUCUCCACCACCUCCUCCGCCUUAUAUCUACAAGUCUCCACCACCCCCGUCUCCAUCACCACCUCCUCCAUAUGUAUACAAAUCACCGCCACCUCCUUCACCUUCACCACCUCCACCUUACGUUUACAAGUCACCUCCACCACCAUCUCCAUCACCUCCGCCUCCUUACAUCUACAAGUCUCCACCACCACCAUCACCUUCACCGCCACCACCAUAUGUUUACAAAUCUCCACCACCACCAUCUCCAUCACCUCCACCUCCUUACAUCUACAAAUCCCCACCACCACCAUCACCACCACCACCUCCUCCAUACAUCUAUAAAUCACCACCACCACCAUCACCAUCACCACCUCCUCCAUACAUCUAUAAAUCACCACCACCCCCAUCACCAUCACCACCACCUCCAUACAUCUAUAAAUCCCCACCACCACCAUCUCCACCACCUCCACCUCCUUACAUCUACAAGUCUCCACCACCACCACCACCAUCCCCUCCCCCACCUUACAUAUACAAAUCACCUCCACCACCAUCCCCUUCACCACCACCACCAUACAUUUAUAAAUCUCCACCACCACCAUCUCCCUCACCUCCUCCCCCGUACUACUACAGAUCUCCUCCACCUCCCUCACCUUCACCUCCUCCACCAUAUUAUUAUACGUCACCACCACCACCUCCUCCGUCUCCUUCCCCACCUCCAUACUACUACCGAUCUCCACCUCCACCAUACUACAACUAG